Ramularia collo-cygni is the source of this 1143-nucleotide messenger RNA. RefSeq lists its product as uncharacterized. The coding region runs from base 1 to 1143 and encodes 380 amino acids. Lineage: Eukaryota; Fungi; Ascomycota; Dothideomycetes; Mycosphaerellales; Mycosphaerellaceae. The transcript has a single exon. The record is from RefSeq and is a predicted model, not a curated record. Gene Ontology annotation, molecular function: protein binding.
AUGGACGGUGGCAGUGUUCGUCCAUCGCCAGCACCCCAUCUUUUCCAACUCGAGACAUCAUUACCUCACUCACAUUCACGGAUCGACUGCAUCGAGCUUUUGGUGGAAAGUGGGCGCUUUCGUGGGAACGGAACAAUGUCGACUCCCACGAGCAUGAGAGCUCUCCAAGAACCGGCAAUACUGUACCUCAUCCUCUCUCAACUGUCACAACAAGAACUCUUGCGCGUGCAGAUGGUAUGCCAGACGUGGAACAGACUAAUCUCGACCGAUUCGAGACUCUUGACGAUAAUGUGGCUACAUCCCGGGAUUCCUCCCACGCACGUCGAGGAGGCCACGACACAAGUGAACCCUCUGUUGCUGAAGACGUUUCCGUACAUAUUCGAGACCUGCAACUUCGAGGAUUACUUCACAGUAUUUCCAACCUGGGAGGAUACGCCAUUCAGGGACAUGUGGGUGCGUCGGAGUCCCGCUUUGCUUCCAAUCUUGAAGCACCCAGCCGCGAGCUGGAGGAGGAUGUUGCCGAUUAACCCACCACCAGAUCAGCUGCUAGUCAAUGUUUCUGGCGAAGGGAAAGGGGGAGGCAAGUUCUUACGGCUAAACUUCAGCAAUCAGAAUACGCAGGACAUGCGACCUUCCCAUCCCUCAUGGCUCACAUUUGGUAUGCUAUACGAUAUUGUCGAAUGCGCAUGGUACCAGGCCAAGCCAUGGCGUCUUCAUUGCGUCAAAUUCGAUUUUCCCAGCGCUUCCUUGACAGAAAGGCCCCACAGAGAAUGGAUCCCACAAGACGCCGUCAUCUCUGAUGAGCUCCGCGCUUCAGCAAGAAGCCGUGCAGGGCUGGUAAGGAUCGAGCUCGAGCCUGAUACCCGGUCAGAAUUCGAGCGAUCGAAGUUGCAUGCAGAAGUUAUUGCUGAGCGGGAACGUUCGCAGAAAAGGCACGAAAGAUAUGGAUUCUGUGGAACUACAUUCAAGAUACGAGGAGAGAUAUUCACGACCGAGUUCCAUUUCGCAGAUGCGCUCUCGCUCGAUGAGAUUGCAUGGGAUGAAGUACAUGAAUACGACAGGCCUUCGGUCGAAGUACCGCCGGCACCACCAAGUCCACCCCAACGACGUUUCCUGGGAAUUAGGAUAGGCAGGCGAAGAUGA